This is a messenger RNA of Cyclopterus lumpus (lumpfish), 1894 nucleotides long. RefSeq names its product mesoderm induction early response 1, family member 2 (gene mier2). Gene Ontology annotation, molecular function: transcription corepressor activity; histone deacetylase binding. Lineage: Eukaryota; Metazoa; Chordata; Actinopteri; Perciformes; Cyclopteridae. The transcript is spliced from 13 exons. Gene Ontology annotation, cellular component: nucleoplasm. Gene Ontology annotation, biological process: negative regulation of transcription by RNA polymerase II. The record is from RefSeq and is a predicted model, not a curated record.
GUCGCUGUUGCUGAAUCGUUGCGGCAAUAAACGGAGCUGUACAGAGGAGCAGACCUACAACAUCCGGGCAAUAGUCAGCUUGCGCAGAAACGGAAUGGCGGAGGUGGGUGAAGAGCCCCUCAAGAGAAGUGUGGCGGUUGUGGCCUAGUGGAGAGUGGAUGAGGCACAGUGAUGAAGGCCCUCAGCGGGAGAAGCAGAAGAAGUCUCCUUGGGCCUUAGAGGGAGUUGGAGGAGAACCUUCGCCCCAUGAAGAUGGCAGCGCAGUCCCACACUGCCGGUGAGCUUCCUUUGGAGGAGCUGCUGGCUCUGUACGGCUACACAGUGUCCGACCCAGAGAAGGAGAGCCGUCACAUGGCUGCCAGCCUGCCCGACGUGACACUGGACAAGGAUCAGAUAACUGAGGAUAUCUUUCCUGGGGAGGAGGAAGACGACUCCUUAGCUGAGGAUCUCACCCCCUCGGUCACCUCAAACACCUCCGAUCUGCUCCACCGCCUCCAAGGUGGAGACAAAGACACAUUAGUCAGCUCAUCAGAGGAGGACUCUGAUGCAUCUAUUCCCUCCAAUGAAGAGCACAAGGAGAUCAUGGUUGGCUCUUUGUAUCAGGCAAAAGUCCCUCCACUCGGUUCACAUACCUACCAAGAGAGCGCCUGCAGCAGCGAGGACCAGUGUCUGUGGAGGCCUGGAGUUCUUCCGAUGCAGGAAGUGGAAGAGUUCUUGCUGACUGCACAGACACCAUAUUGCCAGGAGGGGGCAGCAUGCACCGUCCGAGAUAACCAACAGGCACUGUAUGAACUAGUGAAAUGCAACUUCAAUGCAGACGAGGCACUGAGACGAUUACGCUUCAAUGUGAAAGUGUUCAGUGAAGAGCUUUGUUCCUGGAGUGAGGAGGAGUGUAGGAACUUUGAGCACGGCUAUCGGGUUUACGGGAAGAACUUCAACCUCAUUCAGGCUAAUAAGGUACGAACGCGCUCCGUUGGGGAGUGUGUGGAGUAUUACUACAUGUGGAAGAAGUCUGCCCGCCACGAGUACUUUACCCAGCAGGCCACCAGGCUCAGCCGCAAGAAGUUCAACCUCCAAUCAGGGAACUUGGAGGAUGGAGACCAGGACGGGGAGGUUGGGGAGCUGGAAGCGAGCAACAACUCGUCUGGCUUGUUGUCUCCAAGCUCCAUGGACACUGGACAGCUGCAGUCCCCGUUACCUCCCCAGUCGAGCCUGGAUCCACACAAACAAGGAAGAGAGCCGUCCCCGCCGCAGACGAACUCCCCGCUUUCUCUUAAAGCCAUGAACUCGGUCCAGACAGGCCACUGAAAGCAGGCUGGGCCUGCAGGCCAAGAAGAUGAUGAGCUGGUGAUGGGGUCGUCGGACUUGUGUGGUGACGGAUGUCCUCGGCAGCUGUUUGGCUGUCCCUUCUCCCUCCCGCCCAUGGACGACCUGCGGGAUCCUGGCUCAGACGGUUGUUGUCCCUCAGCUCUGGGUCAGCUCCAGUCCCAGCCCUUUCCCCAGAGCCCCCAGUGGGCCGGCGGGAGCCCUCUGUCCUGCCACGACGACCAUUGCCUGCCAGGCUCCUGUUUUUACCAGCUACACAUGUGCAGCGGACCUUUUGUUUCAGAGGGCCCUGACGAUGAUACAGCAGGCAGGGGCACCGGCUCCCACCACGGGGUGCAAGUGGAAUUUAGCCUCCCGUCUGCCUCCCCUCCCUCAUCUUCUGCCCUCCCAUCACACUUCCAGGCGCUGGGCAGCCUGCUGCACCCGUCUACCGUCCAGCAUCCCCACUCGCUCACACAGUGAAGGGGCGUGGGAAAGUCUAAACUGAGCGGUACCUUGAAUAGUUUGCCCCGUGUGGAGAUCUCUGAUCGGCGUUGGUAUUUACACCGGGCUUGAAGAAACCAGGAAA